Messenger RNA from Macaca mulatta (Rhesus monkey), 1870 nucleotides. It is a transcript of the gene SNX17, whose product is annotated as sorting nexin 17. NCBI's taxonomy places the organism in Eukaryota, Metazoa, Chordata, Mammalia, Primates, Cercopithecidae. Gene Ontology annotation, molecular function: phosphatidylinositol binding. Gene Ontology annotation, biological process: endocytic recycling; intracellular protein transport; signal transduction. Gene Ontology annotation, cellular component: early endosome. The record is from RefSeq and is marked provisional.
GCCGCUUCGGCCCUCACAGUCCGGAGCCCGGCUGGGCCGUGCCGUAGGGAACAUGCACUUUUCCAUUCCCGAAACCGAGUCCCGCAGCGGGGACAGCGGCGGCUCCGCUUACGUGGCCUAUAACAUUCACGUGAAUGGAGUCCUGCACUGUCGGGUGCGCUACAGCCAGCUCCUGGGGCUGCACGAGCAGCUUCGGAAGGAGUAUGGGGCCAAUGUACUUCCUGCAUUCCCCCCAAAGAAGCUUUUCUCUCUGACUCCUGCUGAGGUAGAACAGAGGAGAGAGCAGUUAGAGAAGUACAUGCAAGCUGUUCGGCAAGACCCAUUGCUUGGGAGCAGCGAGACCUUCAACAGUUUCCUGCGUCGGGCACAACAGGAGACACAGCAGGUCCCCACAGAGGAAGUGUCCUUGGAAGUGCUGCUCAGCAACGGGCAGAAAGUUCUUAUCAACGUGCUAACUUCAGAUCAGACUGAGGAUGUCCUGGAGGCUGUAGCCGCAAAGCUGGAUCUUCCAGAUGACUUGAUUGGAUACUUUAGCCUAUUCUUAGUUCGAGAAAAAGAGGAUGGAGCCUUUUCUUUUGUACGGAAGUUGCAAGAGUUUGAGCUGCCUUAUGUGUCUGUUACUAGCCUUCGGAGUCAAGAGUAUAAGAUUGUGCUGAGGAAGAGUUAUUGGGACUCUGCCUAUGAUGACGAUGUCAUGGAGAACCGGGUUGGCCUGAACCUGCUUUAUGCUCAGACGGUAUCAGAUAUUGAGCGUGGGUGGAUCUUGGUCACCAAGGAACAGCACCGGCAACUCAAAUCUCUGCAAGAGAAGGUCUCCAAGAAGGAGUUCCUGAGACUGGCCCAGACACUGCGGCACUAUGGCUACCUGCGCUUUGAUGCCUGUGUGGCUGACUUCCCGGAAAAGGACUGUCCCGUGGUGGUGAGCGCGGGCAACAGUGAGCUCAGCCUGCAGCUCCGCCUGCCUGGCCAGCAACUCCGAGAAGGCUCCUUCCGGGUCACCCGCAUGCGAUGCUGGCGGGUCACCUCCUCUGUGCCAUUGCCCAGUGGAAGCACGAGCAGCCCGGGCCGGGGCCGGGGCGAGGUGCGCCUGGAACUGGCUUUUGAAUACCUCAUGAGCAAGGACCGGCUACAGUGGGUCACCAUCACUAGCCCCCAGGCUAUCAUGAUGAGCAUCUGCUUGCAGUCCAUGGUGGAUGAACUGAUGGUGAAGAAAUCAGGCGGCAGUAUCAGGAAGAUGCUGCGCCGGCGGGUGGGGGGCACUCUGAGACGCUCAGACAGCCAGCAAGCAGUGAAGUCCCCACCACUGCUUGAGUCACCUGAUGCCACCCGGGAGUCUAUGGUCAAACUCUCAAGUAAGCUGAGUGCUGUGAGCUUGCGGGGAAUUGGCAGUCCCAGCACAGAUGCCAGUGCCAGUGAUGUCCACGGCAAUUUCGCCUUCGAGGGCAUUGGAGAUGAGGAUCUGUAAUCUCCACUGCUUGGAUGUCUGCCCUUUACCCGUGGAAUUUACAGAAACUUGCCCUGUGCCUGUGUCCCCCAAGCUGGGGAGGGAGGGGUCUUUUCCUUCUCCCUUCCUACCUUCCCCUUUUCUCUUGGCCAGGGGCCUUGUAAUGUACCUUUCCUCGUCCCCUGGGCUGGCUGCACAGAGGAUUGCCCCUUCUCUUUUCAGAGCUGGCCCUCGAUGCCAAAUUAGCAUUUAGUAUUUUGCACAAAGUCUAAGGGACCAUGGCUACCUGCCUUGGGGAGGAACCACAACUCCCUCUGGGCCGCUUCUGGCUUCUUGGGGCCAUGGGCCAAAGGCCAAGGGGAUGGGCAGAGGUCUGUGUUUGGUCUGGCCUAGUUCCCCAUCAUUAAACUCAGCCUGAUUGCUGCC